Molecule: messenger RNA, 4542 nt
Organism: Drepanopeziza brunnea f. sp. 'multigermtubi' MB_m1
Lineage: Eukaryota; Fungi; Ascomycota; Leotiomycetes; Helotiales; Drepanopezizaceae
Biological process (GO): positive regulation of transcription by RNA polymerase II
Cellular component (GO): mediator complex
Molecular function (GO): transcription coactivator activity
Source: RefSeq, a predicted model, not a curated record
AUGGAGCUCAGCGAAUGCCCCACGAACGUAAUAGCCUGUAGCAACUUCGCUUCUGUUCAGUACGAAUAUUUCGAGUCGCAAACAGGUUCUCCGGGGGUCACCAAGCAACAUCUUCAGAGAAUCGAAAGAGGAUGGAGGCACGAGGGAAAACUUGUGCAUUAUGAUUCUAGCAGGGAAGGCAUCUGGAUGUUCCAGACAGGCGGAGAUACCGGACCCCUGAUCAAGCAUUCCGAUCAAUGCGAUGUUGACAUACAAGGGCUUGGGAUUUUUCAAAAAGACAAAGGAACAUACGAACCCGCCAGUCUUGCCAGGAGCAGCAAACAAGCCUCAAAUGCUAUAACCACACCCAAUACGAGCUCUUCGCCAUCUUCGUCUUCGCUGGAAAAUGCACUUCGAAAUGUGCAAGCUCUUAAUGCGAGGUCUGUCCAGACAAAUUCCAACCUUGGCCUGACCCAAGAGUCGUCAACUCCGUCUCCUGGAGCCAAGACGGUCUUCGUUUCCCUCAAGGAUAUACAUGAGUAUUUCAUAUCUUCAGUGCUAAGCUCAAUUGUCUACUUUCUCUGCCACGACCAUGACUUUAUCCCUCUGAACUCGCGGACUUUGAUCAUGCCUUCAUCUGAGUCUUUAGAGCCGGGUGUCGGGCUUGGAAAUGGCAUUGAGCUUGCUACCUUGGAUAUUAGUCUUACUUCAUUGGGCGUACUCGUAAUCAAGGCACAUACUGAUACAGCACCUGGUCUUCAAACAUCGGUCAAUACUUUGAUACCAGGUAAACCUCCAGCUGCCGUGUCCCUAGGUGCUGCUCUGUGGCUUGCACCUAGUGGAAGUGCUGCCAGACUCUACAGUGUUCCGGAUGAUAAGCCGCUACCUGGUAACUUGCCAGUUUCUCAAAUUCAGGAGGUCGAUUCACGACUUAAUGGCAUUGAUACUCUCACCAUCACAUCAUGGAAAUCAAAGUGUCUGGAAUGGUUAUCCACCAUGGGCCUGGAAUCAAAAACUCUUGAGGCCAGUGGCUGGCUCUAUGUCCAGAUUAUUGGCGGCCAUCUUCCAUAUUUUAAUGCCGACACCCAAGCGAUACCGAUGCUGGAGGAGUUGGCUAUUGUUCCUUGGCCAGCCAUAUUGUGUUUUCAGACCUCAAGCACCGAAACCCAAGACUCCAAUAUCUGGAUAUCAGGCUCUUUUUCUUACCGUGAUCCCCUGUUAUUUGCAGAGGAGUGGUUCACAUCCAGGGAGGAGAGAGCUGCGACUGUAUCCAAGCGACAGAAAGAAAGACAAGCUCAUGCGGAUGCUUUGUUAAGAGAACAGGCAGACACCGACGCUCGUGCUCUACAAUCUCACACCUACUAUCCAGCUGCUUUGCGCAGAAGCAGCAAUGCUGGUGCAAUGUAUCCGACCCCACCAGAUGCACCGCAACCUCACAUUGGGGCCACACCAUCUUUUGAUGGUAAUGUUUCUACCCCGGGAAAUCAGAGCCAUGCUGUUGCUCAUGAUACAAGUGGUAUUCAACCUUCGAAUCCUAUUGCGGCGGACGUCGACACUGACAUGUGGGCUGCCUCAGGCAAGAGGCAGCGGAUGAGUUCGGGAAAUACGUACAACGAUAACGACAACGACAACGAUAACGAUAAUGAGAAUGACAACAGCAACCUCUUUGGUGACCUCGGCGGCGAUAUGUUUGGGACACAUAUCACAGAUGAUGACUUCAACUUCUUCGAUGAGCCUGAUCUUGACGAAUUCGACCAUAAGACCCUCUUACCGCCACCUGGAAAACUACCAGACGUACAGAAUGUAGUGCCAUUAGCAAAAAAAUCUUUUCUCAACGAUACAAUGGAGACUUUGGGACCUGUCGUUUCUGAGAUGUCUCUUAAGGCCCAAGAUGAUAGGUUGUUGGAGCAGAAGCAUGAGCCAAACACAAAGGAGCUGAAAGAAAGAAAACCGCAAAUAUCAAUCCCAGACCAUGCCAACUUUAAGGUAGAAACUGCGACUUUACCUCCGCCUUCUAUCAAUCUCCCAUUCAACAAAGAGAUUAUUUUCCAUCGAUUGGCACAAGAAUCGAUAGUGUCAAGGUCGCACGAACAGCCCAGGCGGAAGAGUGUUUUCAAUCAGGUUUAUUUCGAGGACUCGCUCCAAUCGGUCAAUGAAAAGUAUGGCCCUCGGGGCCAGUUCAACUUCACUCUCCAGAGAAAAAGUCCCGUGGAAAAUCUCGUUGAUGGGCUUCCGCAGACGGCUUAUUUUACCAGUAGGCGGAAGACCCACGAGAAAAUUGUUGAAGUGAGUAAAAUCGCCCAGAUAUUGGGCGAGAAAGAGACCUGUAAUUCUCCAAAGAUAGACGACCCCAUGGAAUAUCUUACAGCUUCUGUUGGAGGGAGUCCAAUAUCCGAACAGGACGACAGUAGCCAUACUACAGAGGAACCUUUGACUUCACCCACCCUUGGCCUCAAGCGUAAAUGGGAGGGCGAUGACAAGGAUGAUAUAACAUCGACCUUCGAUGCUCUCGCAAUGGAGUUUGAGCAUUCUGCUGGUACUCCUCAGUCAGUAGGCGGCUCACAAAUGCAUCUCCUCGAUGCUGACCCUGCAGCUUGGGCAUUGAAUACCUAUUUCUCUUCUCCAGAGCCUGCUACGGAACCCAAUACGCUCUCCGACUUGGAGUGCAUUGCAGGGGCACAGGUUCUCGCUGAUCAGGCUAUUUCAGGGACACUCCGUCUGCCCGGCUCAGCUACCAAUGAGCCAGCCAUUUCUCUGGACAUGACCUUCACCACGAGGCAGCUUAUUCAUCGCCUUUCGAAAGCCGCAAAGUCAUGUCUGAAAGAUGGAACAACAUGCACAUUGCGUUCUUUCUUGGAUAUCCAAGGCAUACCUGCUUUAAAUCAGGCACUUCGUCUACCCCCGCGCCCGAUGUCGAUCCCACGAGCACCUAUAGAUUCCCGACCAAACAACAUAUUUCCCAUACCUCCUCCGCAAAUCGAGGUCCGCCGAUCAGAGUCGAAAUUGUCUAUUCUCCCCGCCUCGGUGCCCUUCUGGGAGAAUCUAGGCCUCGCCCCUUCGACAGGCACAAAAGAUGUAGAUGCUGUUUGUGUGUAUCCGAACUUCGAGGGUCUAGCUGCGAAUGCUACCACGUUCCUCGAUCAGAUGAGAAGUGUUUAUGAAUCCUCGAGAUUCGGUAUUCAUGACAGGCUCGUAACUAAGGAUAUAGGUAACGGCCUCCUGCCUUAUACUAUUGAUUUGACGUCGCAGAACAGAAUGCAGCAUUUGACCUCUCUCAUGGAGACGGCCGCACGACUAAGCAAGAACUUCGCGUCUUCACCAGUCAGCGAAAAGAACUUCGUGGUCUAUUUCGUGUAUCCAAUUGAUAAUAGUGUACUUUUAGUCCAUAUCUGCUCUGCUUUUCAGCAUCUGUUCAACCUCUACCGGAAAGCGCUCUCCGAAAGACGCGCGAAUGCCGCCAAUGAGUUGGUCCUUCAACUGGUUCCGUUGGACUUUAUCGCAUCACCGACCUCUAUGGCUAUUCCCUUGCCUUCGAAAUGUUUUCAGUUGUCUAUGGAGGUAUACGACCGAUGCAUGGACUUCGCAUCGUCGUCGUCAUCUCCUGCUAUCGUUCUAGAGCAACCGUUACCCCGAACCAUCGACUUUAAGAUAAACACGAAUCCAUCAGCGUCCUUGCUUCACGAGAACACCUGCCUACACAUUGCAUAUGCUCAUAGCAUCGACGAUAGAUGGAUCACUGCUGCAUGGACCGAUAAUCGAGGAACUCGACAGAUGACGGCAUCUUAUUGUCUAGGGAGGAGAUGCGAACCUGUUACAACGCCAUUCGUGGAUAUCGCCAAUGAGAUAUGGCAGACUACACUCCAAGUCAUCUCAGGCAGAAAGAUCCACUGGCGAAUAUUUAUCGCAAAAAUUGGGGUUAUGGAUGCUUCCGAGCUAGAUUUUUGGACCGGACUUGCAUCGACUGAAUCAAACGCUCAGAUCAGCUUGACGCUGGUGACAGUUCAAACUGAUCCUUCACUACGACUGCUGCCACCAUAUGUCACUUUAGCACCAAACGGCACUGCGGCGCAAUCGGUCCUCACUCCAGUCUCGACUCCACAGGCUUUACAAUCAUCAACUGGCUCGCCAGACAAUGCAUCGACACCAGUUCGUGGGGGAGUAGGCACUGGACCACCCGCAGAGUCUUCAGUCGAACCUGACAGCGAUGCACGACUGAUCGAUCACACCGAUCAAAGCUGGGGAGCCAUUCUCUCCCACCGCCUGAACAACUCAAACUCGCUGAUGGAGGUCAACCCAGCACUCAUUAGUGGAUAUCUCCUAAAACGCGGGGGGGUGAAUAUUGAUGAUCCUCCUAUUAUAAUGGAGGUCAACAUUUUGCAUAGCGAGGUCGUUGGAAAUCCAAGGACAUUCCACGAGUCUCUUUUGCGAGAAUUACUUGGGUAUUACAGGGGGCUUGGGACCAUCGCUCGAACGAGAGGGCUGGUUGAUGCAGUGAAAGAUGUAAGACCUUGGCAUAUUGCUGCAGCGGAAAAGGCGGUCAAAGCUUUGUACAUGUCGAUGUGA